UCCAAAAAGAUGGCGCUGCCCAUGGCCAGGCGUGCUGUGUUCUGCCGACUGAAAAGCGGAAACCGGGGGCUGGGGAGCCGGGCAGCCAAGAUACAGAUUGCUGAGCCUCGAGUGUUCUCUGGAAUCCAGCCCACUGGUGCCCCCCACCUGGGCAACUACUUGGGGGCGCUACAGAGCUGGGUGCAGCUUCAGGAGGGGUACAGCUCUGUCCUGUACAGCAUCGUGGACCUGCACUCUAUCACCGUGCCACAGGAUCCAGAAACCCUGCGACAGAGUAUUCUGAACAUGACCGCCUGCCUGCUGGCCUGCGGGAUUAACCCAGAUAGAAGCUGCAUCUUCCAGCAGUCUCAGGUUGCGGAACACGCAGAGCUUGGCUGGAUCCUGAACUGUCUGACCUCAAUGCCGCGGCUAAUGCAUCUACCUCAGUGGAAGAUCAAGAGCCAGAAGAACGAGGGGAGUGUGGGAUUGUUCACCUACCCUGUACUGCAAGCUGCAGAUAUCCUGCUUUACAAGUCUACUCAUGUCCCCGUGGGAGAUGACCAAGUCCAGCACUUGGAACUCACUCAAGAUACAGCUCGUAAAUUUAAUAACACAUAUGGAGAUUUCUUUCCCAUUCCAGUGGCUAUAAUGGGCACCUCCAAGAAGAUUCGUUCCCUCAGAGACCCCUCCAUUAAGAUGUCCAAGUCAGACCCUCAAAAACUGGCUACAGUGCGCCUGACUGACACCCCGGAGGACAUUGUGCUGAAGUUUCGGAAAGCUGUCACAGACUUCACCUCUGAAGUUACCUAUGACCCUGUACUCCGUCCUGGGGUCUCCAAUUUGGUCUCCAUACACUCUGCCAUGACCGGUCUAGGUACAGAGGAUAUCGUGCGUCAGAGUCGAGGGAUUGAAACCGCUCAGUACAAGUUGUUAGUGGCGGAGAUGGUUGUGGAGAAACUGACCCCAAUCCGGGAAGAAUUCCAGCGUCUGCAGGGGGACGUGGGGUACUUAAAGAAUGUGCUGAAUAGUGGUGCCCAGAAGGCUCGGGAACUUGCUUCUUCAGUUUAUGAUGAUGUGUGUAAAAUGGUCGGAUUUAGAUGAUACCUGCAGAGGAUAUCAGGCACUCUACUGAACUUCCCUGUUAUGAGAAGGAACCGAACUGAUGUCCUGAAAUGAACACUCCAGGCACGUUCUGUGUCAUAUUUGUGACAGUUUAUAAAAGUUCCAAUUUCAGUGAAAUCUGCAACAUAUGUUCAAUACAGGAUUAAUAUAACUGCUGACUUUAUGGGAUCAGAGAGAUCAAGGAAUCAGAACGCAGGAAGAAGAUGGACCGCCUUAAACCAUUGAUGACGUUUGGUGGGAUCAACCCGUUGGUGUUUUCACUUUAAUUUAUUUUCUUAUAAAAGCAUGUCAGAUUGAUUUUAACUCAUUUAUGACAAAUGACCCGUCAAGUCUGUCUCUCUUAAAAACCUCUGUCACAUCUAUUUGUGACUCCACACUGCUACCAUUCAGGCUGCAGCGGCUGCAAACCUUCCGGGGUUCUGGUCUCUGUGAACCUGUUAACGUGUUGCCCCACUGUCCCUGGGCUUUCUAACUUAUGGUGAGUUCUAAUUAGGAGACUCGUGUUAUCGUGGAAAUUACAUCAUGUGCUGUCCUGGGUUGCAUUUAUUUUGCUGCAGAAAAUUUAUUCCUUGAA
This is a messenger RNA of Pelobates fuscus (common spadefoot toad), 1675 nucleotides long. RefSeq names its product tryptophanyl tRNA synthetase 2, mitochondrial (gene WARS2). Bases 10 to 1080 code for a protein of 356 amino acids. The transcript has 6 exons. The record is from RefSeq and is a predicted model, not a curated record. Gene Ontology annotation, biological process: mitochondrial tryptophanyl-tRNA aminoacylation. Lineage: Eukaryota; Metazoa; Chordata; Amphibia; Anura; Pelobatidae. Gene Ontology annotation, molecular function: ATP binding; tryptophan-tRNA ligase activity. Gene Ontology annotation, cellular component: mitochondrion; mitochondrial matrix.